AUGCCGCCUCGGAAGUCGAGCUCUUCGCCAACGGCGAAGUCACCUGACAAUGCGAGCCUUCGAUGGAUAACCGCCACCAAACCCAGCGAUUUCAAAUCAAAGGCCACCAUGCAAACCGUACGCCAAACCGCGAUGGGUAGCUAUCUAAAAGCUACAAAGAAUCAGGUCAGCAACAAAACUAGGGCCAAUAGCGAAGCCUCGGAUCAUUCGCGAUCGAGCUUAGGUUCCCAAAGCACCACAAAACCACGAACAAUCAAAACGCCGAGAGUCAAAGAGAAGAAGAGUGAUGAUAAGAUACAUCGGUUGUCGCAGUCUACGAGCAGCAGCCAGGAGGCUCCCCAUCAUGAUGCUCAGGUAGCACGGAUUACGCCUCACCAAUCGACCCUCACCCAGACACCCAUUGUUAUUCCAAUUAGAAGUGGCCAUCGGUAUCCAUUCGACCUAAAACCAGUACCAGAUCUGAGAUGUCUUGGGAAUGGGCUAGACCCGUUCGGAACUAUGUUUCAAUCGAGGAACACUCGCGUGAACGUCGAGAGGCUGAAGAUUGAAUGCUCCAAAUACUUCGGCACGGAGGGUCUGGGUAGGUACUGGAUCCCCGAAUGCCUGAGCUAUGCACACACCUUCCUCAGCACCCUCUACAUGGCUUCCGCAUACGAUGAUGUCGUUCACAAUCGAGAAAUAGAGAGUUUGGAAACCGCGGCACUGCGCCAAGAUGUCAUACAUUUCGUAGGUGGUCACCUCACCGACGUGGAGCAGAGUGUGGCGGAUCACAAUAUCAUCGCCGUCAGCCAACUCAUACUGGGGGACGUCAUAAGCCGCGCCGAUUUAGGUCUACGCUACCACCAGAUGGGCAUUGCCAAAAUGAUCGAGCAGCGCGGUGGACUUCAAACCUUGGGUGUCAACGGCCAGCUAGCAUCUGCAGUCUCGUGGGCAAACCUCGCGACCGCGGCUUUGCAGGAAGCCUCUCCCACUCGGAUGUAUGUUGACUACUGCGAGAUGCGGGCGUUAAAGACAUAUCCUUUGAUCGCUACGAUACCGGAAUCGCCGCUAUACCAUCCACACGGCAAAUUCAUGACGAUCGAGAGGUCGGCAAACUGUAAUGCGAAUGCGCAAAAACUCCUGGAAGACGUUCGCACGAUGAUGGAGGACCUGCUUGACACCAAUAGCUCGAGGCGUGCAGGCAGCUCUAACAAAUCGCGCAGUGCCUACGACCGCAUCAUUCGAUUUCGGUCUGUACAGCCCUCCCGCAAAACAUCCAUACUGAAAACGAAAGACUGGAAGUAUGAGGCAAUUCGCCUCGCUGCGAUCGUCCAGGCUCAGGCUAUGUUCGAUCAAGUGCCCCUGUCGGAGGCGCUCGACCGUUCAAGCUCAUCGGACGUUCCCCUUCAACAAGAAGUGUUGAUGCGUGAAGUCAGCGGAGAUACCAUCCUCCAACAACUACGAGACGCCCUCGAGAACUCCGACCUUUCAGACUGUUGGUCCGAUAUGGCCGGAGUGCUACUGUGGAUUGGCUUGGUCAUGGGAGCCGCGAGCAACAACAGCAAAGACAAGAUCGUGCGAAGAUACUUCUCUGCAACAACAAUGCGGGCAUGCAUCAUGCUGUGCUUUGAGCAUCCUGAAGCAAUUCAUUCCACGAUGCUCAGAAUGACUGAUCUUAUUGCAGCCUUAGGCAGAAAGUCCAACGAGGGUCAAAUGAUAAGGAACGACAGCUUCGUGUCGAGGAAGCGAUCGAAAAAUUGA
Molecule: messenger RNA, 1740 nt
Organism: Alternaria novae-zelandiae
Lineage: Eukaryota; Fungi; Ascomycota; Dothideomycetes; Pleosporales; Pleosporaceae
Exons: 2
Coding region: 1-1740 (579 amino acids)
Source: RefSeq, a predicted model, not a curated record